Spodoptera exigua (beet armyworm) is the source of this 6634-nucleotide messenger RNA. NCBI's taxonomy places the organism in Eukaryota, Metazoa, Arthropoda, Insecta, Lepidoptera, Noctuidae. The record is from the annotation of a GenBank genome assembly.
GUCAUGAAAUACGUUAAUGUCACAUUAUUGUUUGAUUUUUGAAAGUUAAAAUAAACUUUGUUUUAUUAAUUCUAUGUUAGUAAUUGUCUUGUUAUGGUAAACCAACAGUUUAAUUAGAAUUUAGUUUGUGUAAAUAAAAACUUAUUACCGAAAUGUCAAGAUGACUUCUGAAAUUGAGGCCAUAAAAACAAAUGAAUUUCUACGACGACGAAAGCUGAGACUUCAACAGGUCCGAGAGCAGUCAAAAGACAUUGCUAAGAAAAUAAGACAGCGCGCCAAGGUUGAAAAGAUACGGCAAGUUAGUGAUUUAGAUGCUAAGAAACAGAAGGAAUAUUUUGAAUGUCAAGAUAAACUCGUGAAGCAGUUGCAGGUUUUGUAUACUAGAGGGGUAGAAAAUGUAGGUGCAGGCCAUCAAAGUGCAUCUGAAUUAACAAAGCAAGAUGAACUAACUAAGACUGAUGUAUCCAAGUUACGGGGCAAGGAGGCUGUAGCAAUAUUGAGGCGGAACAAACAAGAAAAACUAGAUCAACAGAAGAAACUCCUUGACAGAAAAUUACAAGCAAGGGAGGCUGCCAAUGAAAUAAGCCGCGAUAAGUCAUCUUUGGUAGCAAAUAAACUGCUAUCAAAAUUUUCAAAAGUUCAAGAUUGUAAUGACUUGCAUUCCAAGGCUGGGGACUCUUCAGAGCUUUUAAGCUCUAAGUAUGACAAUAAAGUUGCAGGAAAAACUGAUAAUGAGGCAGAACCAGUGAAAACUAGUGACAUGGCCACACAGUGGGACUUGGAGACAAUACCACAUGAAUGGGAGCCCGCUGUGCCAGAACUAUCAAUCCCUACAGACAAAGAUUCUCCCAAUGAUUUUGACGAUAAUGGGAAUAAAGCUGAGAAAAACAAAAGAUUAGAUUUGUUCGCCGUCAGCGAAGAGAUGCCUUCAAGUUUACGAGGCAAUAAUCUACUUGAUACAAGGGAAAGGGAGCCUGGUAGACCUUCGUUGACAAUUAUUUCAGAAUACCUUCAGAAUAGGAAAAUGCGCUUACGUGAAACAGAACCAAGUAACAUCAACAAGAAGCCUUCGGAUGAUAUGCAGAGCUUGAGGCAGACAAUACUACGCACCAGAACUACUAAGCCUGAAGGUAGCCAUUUUAAUGCAUGUCAAGUACUUGAUGAACAAAUUGUGCCAGUGCCUACAUGGCGAGCAGAAAGGCGUUGCCAAUUCUGUUCUCACAAGGUUCACUACACUACACCAGCACAAAGCAGCACAGUACAAAAACAAAGCAGGCAGUAUAAAUCUGUCACUACUUCCCGAAUUAACCAGAUUUUUACUUCCAUAAAUCCAAUGCAGCAGGCGGAUAUUGUGCCAAGUCCUGUGUUGAGACAUACAAGCCCGUUUAGGAGGCGUAGAACUGGUCCCGGAAUUUGUUCCAACAAAGGGGCUUGUUCUAGCGACAAGAUGAAGACAUCUCAAGAAGCUUGUGGCCUGCAGAGGAAGAGCUCUGUCGUGAUGUAUAACCACUCCACCAGAGAUACUCGGGACCUGCCUUAUGGCGACGAUAAACUUGUAGUAAGAGACUUGCAAGCUGCAGAAGAUGCAUACUCGCAAGCUAUGAAGGAGGCCGCCGUCGACGCUAAAAGUAAAGAACAAAAUAAGAAGCAACAGGAGCUAAGGAAUAAGGUUGCAGUAACUAAACAAAACGUCGAAAAAGAAUAUAAAGACACCAUGAACUUCUUAAAUUCUUUGCCAAAAGAUAAGCAGAGUAAACCUAUUAAAAAUGCGUACAUGGACGAACAUAGGCAGCAAAUGCAGUAUGAAACUCGCCAGCUAAGGAUGCAACAGGAAUACAAGAAAAUACAGAAAGAAUGUAAGAAGCAUCAUUGUCAGAAAAACAGAAAUCUAUCAAAGUCGCCUGUGGGCCGCGAUUUGGAUGUAAACUAUGCUAACAGAGACUUUCAAUACUCUUGGAUGCCUGUACCCGAGAGUGACGGCAACCUCGCCAUUCAUGCAAUACCUAACUCUGUAAAAUCAGCCAAACAAGGAAACAGUGUCAAGUUUAGCACAAUGGACAGCUACCAUGAAUAUAGAUCUAGACACAAGCAUACCCCUCCAACCAAAGACACCAACCAGGACAGUGCUCCCAAGAAAUCUGUAAUAGAAAGGGAAGACUCGGAAUAUUCUGAUAGCUCUUCCAUUAGCUCAGAUACAAGUUCAGUAGAGAAUUUGAAAAUUGGACCCAAAAAGAGACGUAAAAAUGCUAAAGAGAUCAACAAGGACCUAUCGGAUGCCGAAAGGAUCAUAAUUUACAAAGUACUCGAUUCAAAAUCUGAUAAGAAAACAAAAAGACAGACAAAGCUUUUGAACGAAAUUGCAAAAUCAUUGUCAUGUAUUGGGAAGACACAGAAGAUCUGUGAUGAUGAGAGCCAGCAAUACAAGAAGGUUGUUAGUGCGGAGGGACCAAGCAAGAGUAUUGAAAAUGGCAUUUCAUUGGAACAACUUCAUGAAGGAGUGUACAAAAUGGUAGAGGAACAAGGGGAUAAUAUAGCCUCAAUGUACUUCAACGACGAUCAAGAAAGCAACAAGGUGCCUGAAACCCAAUCGAAAACGGAAAACAUAGUCAAUGAACCAUGCUGCUGUAGGAGCACUAAUAAACCACUACAAACAGAUAAAGUCACCCCUCAUUUUGAUAGCGGCGAUUCUCAUGAGCCAAGACAAAAAAGUAACGAGAAUAGAGAUCUAUCUCCUGGACUUACAAAGAAACAGCCGAACAAACCUUCCUCAAUAUCAACGUGCUCCUACAAUACUGCCAUGAACGAUAAAGCCAAUACAUCCGAAGGUGGGUAUAUAAAAUUAAUCGACGAAACUGGCCAGGACGCCGGAAAGGUCUUUAUAGGUCCUUCAGGGUUUCUUAAUAACAAUGCCUACGAAGUAGUCAUACAACUUCGAAAGAAAGAUGGAACCAUUGAAGAGAAAAUAUUAGAUAAAGACGCAUUUUUUGCAAACAAACAGGCUGCGAGUGAGACUAAUAGUACAAGUGAGGGAAAGAAUAUUUCCAAUAAAUCAAAUACGGACGUAAAAGAUCCUCAGCCAGCUUCUAGUGAGAUCACACACGAUGAUUGUGAUUAUAGAAGUGCAGCCAACGAACAUUCCACUGCAGUGCUCCUUCAACCUGCUGUUUCAAGCAAAACUGUCUUGUCUGAGAAAUCUCAAGCUCCAACUGAUAAGACCGAACCACUCCACCAUGGAACAAAUACUGACGCAGAUGAGGAAAUAUUUCUUAUACAGUCAGAUACAAACAAAAAUAUGUGUGACAAAGGUGUUCAUACACAAUCAACCGAUGACGUGAAACAAGAUGGCAUGUCCAGGCCCGCCACAAGCACGUACACUCAAACAAGCCUAAGCUCUCCCCUCCAUAGACCUAUGUACUAUCACAUGAGCUCUUCGACUUCCACGGCUUACUUAAGUCCCCCAGAACUUAUUCUACCAAAGUUUCUUAAACCAGACUGCAUAAUAUCAGAAGAUGAACCAUUGCAUACCAUUGAACUAACUGCGAAAGAGUAUUGCGAAGAAUAUACUGACUGUACAUGCAAGAAAUGCAUGCAAGCUAGAAACAUAAUAGUACGCAAAAUUUCUGUAAAGCCCACCCAUGAAAUAAAGACCAAAUAUGAAAACAAAAAUAUUAUGACCCCUCCUAAUUCUACAAUAACAGUUCCUGAAAUUAGGCGUGAAAAUGUUGAAAUUCCAAAAAAGAAGAAACCUUGCAGAAGUUCAUCAACUGAAAGAUCAAAAUGUUCACAUAAAACUCGAACCCACGUCGAUCCUGUUAAGAGACACUGUCACAGGAAUAAAAGGAAAACUUCUGUUGAAAGUGUUCGCUCGAUCACGACUCGAACCUCGACUGCACGCACUGGCAUGACCUCGAGUUCAAAACAUAGAUAUAAUCCUAUAAGUACUAGUAGGGACAAAAAAUCUGAAAAAUCCAAUUUGAAUCCAAUAAUUAGAGACUACGUGAACAAAUUACUAGCUCUCAAUAGAGAUGGCUUGAAAGCUGUCGAAGUCGCAGAUCAAGAAUGUAGCUCGGUGGGUACUCCUGCCAGCUCCAUAAUUAAUGUACCAUAUAAUAUAGAUAAAAGAAAAACUUCAUUACUGCAUACGAUUUCAUUAGAACAAAUAAAAACGUUAUUAAAAAAGCAAAUCGUGCAAGAAGAAUUUACCAAAAAUUUCAAACAUAUGCAACAUUCGUUCGUUUAUUCUGUUGCCAAUAACAAGAAUAGUAUGAAAAGCUUGUCUCGGUCUGUCCGCAGAAAGCCUGUACACAAAGUUAAAUCUUUAAAUAUUUCAAGAAACUUGGUUAAGCGUAGACCUACUGAAGGAAAAUCUAGUAAACCUGUUUUGCAGCCACCCACUGACAGGAAUUUAAAAAGCCGAGUAGAUUUUCAUUCGCCUAAAAAAGUGCGUAGUAAAAGCUCCCCAACACCUAGACAUGUGGCUAAUUCGGAGCCAAUAUCUAGAUGUAAUGAUUCUGAAUCCGCUACUAAAAAUUCUACUGGAACAGAAAAGUCCGAUGAUAAUUGUAACAAGAAAGCCAUAAAUAACAAAUGUGUGCGCCAACAUAUUAAAAAGUUGCCUUCUCAUAGAGCUACUUUAACUGAUUCGACAGUAGACUCCAUUUCCGAAUCAACGGUAGACUUUCAACAUUAUCCUAACUCUGCAGACAUUCCUGUAAGUAUGUCCACUCAGACUACAAACAUUGAAUUAAACACAGAUAGUAACCUAAUGAAAUUGGCAGAAGACAAAUUACAUAAUAUGGAGAAAAUUGCCGAUUUGACUGAGAAAUGUACAAAAAGAUUAUCAGAUCUUGCUAGGGUUCUCCAGGAGGUGCGAAAAAACAAGUCUUUGGUGUACAGCCAAAUUUCAUCUGCUGAAUCAACUGACUCUCAACCUGACCAUAAAUCAGAGAAGUCGACAGUAAGCCCCAUUAUUUUUGAUUCCAAUGAUAUUGCAAAAGGAGAAGAAAUUCAAUCACCUGAUGGAAUAAAUGAUCCUGUGGAGGAAAAAGAAAAAGACAUAGGAAACGAUAUACCAUCACCAGAAUAUAUGACAAUUUUGUCAGAUAUUCCUAAACCGGACAAAGCGCAAGAAUCAAAACACGUUACAAAAUUUACCGAAGCUACCGAAGCAUUCGAUUCAGCAUUACAUAUUUUGUCUACUAAUUCCUCAGAACUGUCGGUUAAGAACAGGCCGAAACCACCCCCAGCUUUAUCUCGCCUUAGUUUCAAACAUGGACAAGACUUUGUUAUUCCACAUGAACUUUCAACUGUUAUAGAAGUGGACUCUCCUAUGAGUGUGAAGCACAAAACUCAUUCUGCUCGCAAUAAUGAUAAAGAAACCUCCAACAAUAAUUCAAACAGGUCAUCUGUUGGGGACAUUACUGCUGUAGAAGAUCACAGAAAAAAUAGAUCUAAAAGAGGAUCCAUAAUGAAUCCUGAUCUGCUCCAAACCAAUUCUCAGUUAUCUAACAAAUAUAAAUUGUCAUCAGCCGAAUCUUCUGAUGAAUCAAAAUUUCAAAUGAUUGAUCUUAAACAAUUUAAUGAGAUAAUGUUAGAGCCAUUUAUAAGUAUUCAAGAAUAUGCAAAACAAUAUAACAUGAAACCACCAGAUGAAGGGUCUAAUCUGGAAGAAAUACAUAGAGAAGAUCCUGUUAAUGACGACAUAAGUUCAUUACAUUCCGAUGGUAGCUUACCCGAUGUAAUUGCCGAGUUGCUGAAGCGAAAUGUCAUCACUGAACCAUUUAAAUUUGACACAGCUUCAAAUGUUAACUCUACUACUAUUUCCUCAGAGUCUACUUUAUCCAUGUUAGCUUUAUCAAAAGCACGCAGAAGUAGAAAAAAGCCUAGUGUCAUUUCCAAAAAUAAAGAAAAUAUUGGCGAAACAUCUGAUACUUUAAGUAUUUCUUCAAAUCCUGAUCUAGAAAAUGCUUUUAAGAAGCUUGGUAUGGGCUGGGCAUCAUCCACUUUGAAAAAGACAAAAGAGCGAUUAGCUUUAUCAUCCUCGUCUAACACAUCAAGCUCUAGUUUAUCACAAUUUAAAAUGAAAAGUUUCAAUCAAGACAUACCAGUUCUGGUUACAGAUUCGGUUUCAUCAGUAGUAAAUGUGUCCAAAGGGGUACAGAACAUGAGUGCAGUUGAUUAUUCUAAAAACGCCGAGCAACAAACUACAUUGUCUAAUUCAAUGACUGUUAAAGAAUUUUUAAGGAAGGAAUUAGCGAAGAAAAUUACUUUUACAAAUAAAUCUAAUGUUAAUGGUUCUCAAGAAUUUGUUUCGUUAUUUGAGACGAAAAUGCCUGAGGAAAUGAAAGAAAAUUCUCAAGUGAAUCGUGACGAGCACUCAAUGGACAGUGCACCCAGUGGCGCUAAUAGAGCGCGGACAUCUACCCCUGUGCAGUUGUUCAAAUCCAUGACCUACCACUCGAGCUCCAGCUCUAAUGUAUCCAAUGGUUUAUUUAGUAAUGUUGAUGAUUUAUCUUCUGUCAAAAUGACGUCAAAUUCCAUGAAAAAUCAUUCCACAUCCGAUAAGGAUGAUUUGACCAUUCCUAACUUUAGUCUGAGAUUAAAAAAGAGUUCAGACUGUAGUAAAAGUGAUUAA